This is a messenger RNA of Pygocentrus nattereri (red-bellied piranha), 3197 nucleotides long. Its product is annotated as oxysterol-binding protein 2-like. The record is from RefSeq and is a predicted model, not a curated record. The transcript has 17 exons. NCBI's taxonomy places the organism in Eukaryota, Metazoa, Chordata, Actinopteri, Characiformes, Serrasalmidae. Gene Ontology annotation, cellular component: intracellular membrane-bounded organelle; membrane; cytosol. Gene Ontology annotation, molecular function: cholesterol binding. The coding region runs from base 202 to 2601 and encodes 799 amino acids.
GAAGGAGGGGAGGGGGCGGCUGGAUCUCUCUCUGUCUAUCUCCUCUUCUUCUGACCAGUACAGUGUACGGGCAGUGAGGGACAGCGGCCGCUCCCUGCAGCGGCUUCGGUCCGGCACUUUGGUCCCGCUUCCCCCUGCCGGCUAGGCACCAUCUCUAACGGGAGGACAAGCACGGCGGGACGCAGGGAGAGAAGGAGAAGGAUGAGCGACCCGGGCAAGAGCUCGGCUUCGGCUUCAUCCGCCGCCACCACUACGGCCACGCCGGCCCCCGGCUCGGACACUUAUAAAGGCUGGCUGUUCAAAUGGACCAACUACCUGAAGGGUUACCAGCGCAGGUGGUUCGUCCUUAGCAACGGGCUGCUAUCCUAUUACAGGACCCAAGCGGAGAUGGCUCAUACAUGCCGCGGCACCAUCAAUCUGGCCACAGCGCACAUCGACACGGAGGACGCCUGCAAUAUCGUUCUGAGCAGCGGGGGGCGCACCUACCACCUGAAGGCCAGCACGGAGGUAGAGAGGCAGAAGUGGGUGACCGCUCUGGAGCUGGCAAAAGCCAAGGCCAUCCGCAUGAUGAACGAUCAGUCUGGCAGUGUCCAAUCUUCCCCUCCGCCACCGAGCGUUCUCCCCGGUAAUGGCCUACCAAUGUCGUUUCCGACGCACAGUCACUCUGAUGACUCAGGUGAGGAGGAGCCCACGUCCCGCUCUGACCGCAGUGAACUGCAGGGGGCGCUGAAGACCUUGGCCAGUAAGCUGGAUGACCUGUGUACGUGUAAUGAGCUGAUAGCGAAGCACGGCGCGGCCCUGCAGCGCUCCCUCAGCGAACUCGAGGCCCUGCGUGUCCCACUCGAGGGUAGCGAGAAGAUCAAGGCCGUCAAUGAGAGAGCCACUCUGUUCCGCAUCACCUCCAAUGCUAUGAUCAACGCAUGCCGUGACUUCCUGGAGCUGGCGGAGAGCCACAGUCGCAGAUGGCAGCGGGUCCUACAGCAUGAGAGGGAACAGCGCACUCACCUGGAGGAAACCAUCGAACAGCUGGCUAAACAGCACAACAGCCUGGAGAGAGCGUGGAGAGAGGCCCCUACACACUCCACCAACACGCCAGACACACCCACCACACACACUGGAGUGAGUGAGAGGCCCCGAAAAGAAGAAGCGAGUGAUGAAGAUGAAGAUACAGAAUAUUUUGACGCCAUGGAGGAUUCACCUGCAUUCAUCACAGUGACCGCCGCUGAUCCCUCACAGCACAGGCGUUCUCAGAGUAAUCAAAGUGGUGCCAGUGGUGGGCAGCCCAGUGACUGGAACCUGGAGGACCAUUCAUCUCCAAGCUAUAAUGAUCUGUCCGGGAGGGAGGUUCAGCCACGCAGGAAGAGGCGAACCCGAAUCCCAGACAAACCCAACUACUCCCUGAACCUGUGGAGCAUCAUGAAGAACUGCAUCGGCAAAGAGCUCUCCAAAAUCCCCAUGCCUGUGAAUUUUAAUGAGCCUCUGUCGAUGCUGCAGCGGUUGACGGAGGAUUUGGAGUACAGUGAGUUGUUGGAUAAAGCUGCUCGCUGUGAGAAUUCUCUGGAGCAGAUGUGUUUGGUCGCGGCGUUCUCCGUCUCCUCCUACUCCACCACCGUCCACCGCACAGCCAAACCCUUCAACCCUCUGCUGGGGGAGACAUACGAGCUCGACCGGCUAGAGGAGUUUGGCUACCGGUCACUAUGUGAACAGGUAAGUCAUCAUCCUCCAGCUGCUGCCCAUCAUGUAAUGUCACAGCGAGGCUGGACCCUGUGGCAGGAAAUCACCAUUGCCAGCAAGUUCCGUGGCAAAUACCUGUCCAUUAUGCCGCUGGGUGCCAUCCACCUGCAGUUCCAUGCAAGUGGGAACCACUAUGUAUGGCGAAAGGUCACGUCCACUGUGCACAACAUCAUCGUGGGCAAGCUGUGGAUUGACCAGUCAGGGGACAUUGAUAUUGUAAACCACAGAACCAAAGAGACGUGUCAGCUCAAGUUCUCUCCUUAUAGCUACUUCUCCAGGGAAGUUCCACGCAAGGUGACUGGUGUGGUGGCGGACAGUGAGGGUCAGGCACACUACAUCCUGUCUGGGACGUGGGACGAGAGAAUGGAGAGUGCAAAGAUUGUCCAGAGCAGCCGGGGCAGCAGUGGAGCAGAGGGCAAGCAGAAGACCGUCUACCAGACUCUGUCACCCAGACUGCUGUGGAAGAAAUACCCACUACCAGAGAACGCUGAAAACAUGUAUUACUUCUCGUCUCUGGCUCUGACACUGAACGAGGAGGAGGUGAGCGUGAGUUUGACAGACAGCCGGCUGCGGCCGGACCAGCGGCUGAUGGAGGAGGGCCGCUGGGAUGAGGCCAACACGGAGAAACAGAGACUGGAGGAGAAACAGAGGGCUGUCAGGAGGAGGAGAGAGGCAGACGCCUCCAACGCCGUGGACGAAGAGUUUGAGGUUGACUCUGAGUCUGGUCGGGAGUACGAGGGCUACCAGCCGCUGUGGUUCCAUCAGAGGAUGGACCCUCUGACCGGAGAGACGAGUUUUGUGUAUAAAGGAGGUUACUGGGAGGCCAAAGAGAGGCGGGACUGGAGUAUGUGUCCGGACAUUUUCUGAAACACUUCUACUGAACUGAGAGAGAAAAACAGACAGAAUGGAGGAUGGGAAAGAACGAGGACCGUCAGGACUGACUGACGAAGGCCUAGGAGCUUGACUCCCGUCUCAGGAGGCCACAGCAACCAGGACUGUGUGGAACUCUGAGUGUGUGAGCGGACGUGUGCGUGUGUGUGUGUGUGUGUGUGUGUGUUUGCACUUUUCACACAGGCAAAAAAUCACAGAUCACCACACAGACUCACACUAUGAAGGGAAAUGGACAGACUCGGACAACUGAGCCGCACAGCCUCUUCAAACACUUACCCAAAAGCUGUGUGUGUGUGUGUGUGUGUGUGUGUGUGGGUGUGGGUGUGUGUUUGCAAGCGAAAAGAAGGGGAGGUUAACUGUAUUGCCAAAUGCUUGGCCCCCUUGAUUGCUUCCAAACCAAAUCAGGUGCUCUUUAUUCAGAAACACCUUCUCCUCUCUCUGUAUGUCUCUCGCUCACAGUCUCCCUCCCUCUGUUUUCUCUGAAAGACACAGGAGGAGCUUGAAGAAGAAGGAGAUUCCACAGAUGCAUUAUUUAGAAGAGAUCAUUAAAAUGUGCACAGAUUAUUCUGCCU